AUGGCAGCCCCAGUUCCAUUAAUCGUUGAAACGAGCAGAUUGUUAGGCGAUACAAAUGGUAAACCAUACCUAUUUAAAAGAAGCAGCAGCUCAAAAUUCAUGAACUGGCUGAGAAAUAAAUAUCCUCAUGGCAGAGAAAGUAAUGGGACAAUGUGUAAUAGUAAAGGCCAGCUUUUCAAUGCUCUUAAUCAUUUCAAGAAAUCUGAAAGAAAAUUUUACCAGGCUGAAAGCAAGCAGUUGAGCAGGGUCAUGACAUAUGGGACUCCAGAAAAUUGCUCAGUCGACCUUUUCUUCAUGAUUCUUUUGAAGGUGAUCCUGCAUUUCAAGUUAAAAAAGACAAAGAACAGAGAAAAACAAAAGAUCACAUGA
Molecule: messenger RNA, 369 nt
Organism: Striga asiatica
Lineage: Eukaryota; Viridiplantae; Streptophyta; Magnoliopsida; Lamiales; Orobanchaceae
Source: the annotation of a GenBank genome assembly